GAGAGUCAGAAUGAGGGAACCACUACCCCCUUCUGUUAAGGUGCAACCUGGGAGACCAAAGAGCAAAAAAAGGAAGCUUGAGCCAGGAGAAUGUUCUUCUUCAGGUGGUCAGGCAAGUACCAAGAGGAAGAAGCAAUGCAGCAACUGUGGGGGAUAUAGGCAUUAUGCCAAGACUUGCAAAGUACCUGCUGCACCAGCUACAGAGCUGAUAAAGUCAGCAGGCAGACCCCCACUGAACACUCCUUGGAUGGUGGAGGAGAGGAAGAAGAAAGAGAUUAGGGCUGCUAAAAAGAGUGCAAUUGGGGCUGGACCAAACAGCAUAGGAAACAAAAAGUUUCCUCAAGAGCAAGAAGGUUGUCUGCCAUUCAGCAAGCGCCCACAGCCACAGUCUUCCUCAGCUAAGCAUUCCUCAGCUCAGCCAUCCUCUAGUCAGCCAUCCUCAGCUCAGCCUUCCUCAAGUCAGCCUGCCUCAAGCCAACCAAAAAGAAAGACAAGGUCUUCCUCAAGUCAGCCUACAACAGCCACAGGUGUUGUAACAAGGGCCAGGCUGCAAUCCCUCAACAACCUUACUCAGUGAUGUACUCAUGCUGGAUAUCAAACAUUAUGUCUGUUGAACAAUUUCAAACUUUUAUUAUGUACUCAUGACUGGUUAUGUAACUUGCUAGUUUUUUAGUGGCUUCCCUUAACAAAUUUGAACAAUUAGAUAUUGAAUUGUAAUGGUUGCAUGGCUUUGAUUGCCAUUGAAACAUGUUGAAGUAA
Messenger RNA from Chenopodium quinoa (quinoa), 759 nucleotides. Its product is annotated as putative protein TPRXL. NCBI's taxonomy places the organism in Eukaryota, Viridiplantae, Streptophyta, Magnoliopsida, Caryophyllales, Amaranthaceae. Bases 11 to 577 code for a protein of 188 amino acids. The record is from RefSeq and is a predicted model, not a curated record. The transcript has 2 exons.